Molecule: messenger RNA, 2526 nt
Organism: Ilyonectria robusta
Lineage: Eukaryota; Fungi; Ascomycota; Sordariomycetes; Hypocreales; Nectriaceae
Product: vacuolar segregation subunit 7-domain-containing protein
Exons: 2
Coding region: 1-2526 (841 amino acids)
Biological process (GO): vacuole inheritance; positive regulation of phosphatidylinositol biosynthetic process; protein localization to vacuolar membrane
Cellular component (GO): fungal-type vacuole membrane; PAS complex
Source: RefSeq, a predicted model, not a curated record
AUGGACAAAUCCUCUGUCGUCGGAGACGGCGCCCCUGGCGUAGCCCAUUCCGCCAACAUGGCCAGCAGGCGCCGCUCCAAUACCCCAGACCCAUCCGCUACCCCGUCGUCGGCGACCAGUAGUAGCCAGACCUCGAAGCAGUCGUCGGCCAACAACUCCAUUGUCCCGUCGCCUUUUGCAUCUCGAGACUCUUCUCCCGCCCGCCAACCCAGGAGAACAGCUUCCGCCAACCGCAUCUCAGGUGCUAGGCCUCGCAAGAAUAGCCAAACCGAACCGAGUCCCUCUCGCCAGACGAGACCGGGCAUCACCAGCUCCAACAUCUCGACGCGCUCAUUGUCCUCGACAACCACCCCCACGCUCCUCCCCGCCUCUCAAACUCAACAACAAAUACAGGCGCCUACUCCCCAGAAACCCCUCUCAUCCGACAACCUGCGAUGGCCCGUCUCGCCCCGCUUGCGAUCACCUCCCCCCCAGUUUAGCCGUCCUGGUAUACCCGCGCGCCGAAGCGACCAGGAACUGCCAUUUAUCAACGUCCAGAGGCCGACUCCGUCGCCUCAUCCCUCAGAGCCUCUGCAAACUCCCUCCGAGAGCGAGGCGGAGGAUCCGCUGUUCCAGUCAGGAAUGCGCACUCCCGUCCGUGGAGCCCUGGAAACCGUCCAGGAAGUCAGCCUCCCCAACUCCCCCAAUCCAACCCACGACGCAGCUUUACUAGAAAAGGUCAAAGAGAAGCUGUCAAACUCAGUGAACCACUCUGAGAGUGUACUGGGUGAUGUUCGUACCCUGCGUGCGAGACCAAUUCUGGCCAACCAUGAGAGUGGCAGCGAUAGCAGCCAUAACAGGGCUGAUCAACGGAGGACACCAUCCGUCCCGCCCCCGUUGGUUUCAAGGCAAUCCAGCACCGUUUCUACGAAGCAGGUCAAGUCAAAGCAGGAUGGCUCGACUCAGAGCAUGACCGUCGAGACCGAAACAGUCCCAAGUGUUCCCCAAGUCGCACUCGCGACGGGCCCCAAGAUCGAAGGAGUCAAUGGGACUCUCAAGACAAAGCAGAGCUCGGAGACGAUCAGGCCCAAGAAAGAAAAGAAGAAAACGACCCGGAAACAGCCUGCCGUGAAUUCUGGGACAGCAUCCUCAAAAGCAGAUGUUUUCGAGGCAUCAAUUGCGAGUGCCGUUGACGAGGCGAAUACUUCUGACUCGGAAGAAACCUUUGUCUACGACUCUAACCCCCCAGAUAACAACGACCGUGCUGGGCGAAGAUUCCAUUCACGAACUCCAAGCGCGACCUCUAUGGUCAGCCAAGCGGAUCGCCAAAACCUGCGAUCUAUUUACGGCGUCAUGGAAGGCGGUGGUCCAGCGCAUGGGCCUAAGAAGACAAUGAAAUUUGUCAACACGUUUACCAGCAACGGAAACGACAGCCUGACCCCGGGAGACGAAGAUGGCAAGGGAAGCGGCCGCAGCGCAGGUGGUUCCGCGAGAGGCACCUCCAGGCAUCACCACCACAUUGGCCGUUGGGGUAGACAACCCAACAAUAGCCACCCAUCCCUAUUCGACAACGAGUCGCCGUUCCCGAAUGCGGCACGGACGAAACUCACUGGUACGAACGUUCGAAAUAAUUCGUCCGGCCCCCCCAGCCCUCGGAAUAAUCACGCUGCUCGUGGAGCCUUCGGAAAGCGCACCACAAUGCAAAUGUCAUCAAGCUACGAUAUGGAUGACACAACAGGUGCCGAUGACGAGCGCACUCCCUUGAUUGGAUCGAUUCGAUCUGCCCGGUCUGGUCGGAGCCGGCGUGGCCCGCACAACCUGCGACAAGCCGAGUCCCAGACUUUUACGAGGCGGUCGUCAUACCUGAACCGAUUCGCGGCAUGCCUUGUCCUCACUAUGAUGUUUAUGCUGGUCAUUACUGGGGCAAUUGGCUUCAUGUUCGCAACAUCGCAGCCAAUGACUGGAAUUGAAAUCACGGCUAUACACAACGUCGUGACCAGCGAACAAGUCUUGAUGUUUGACCUGACCGUCAAGGCGCACAACCCUAAUAUCGUUGUCGUAACAAUCGACCACGCCAACCUGGAAAUUUUUGCGAAAUCGGAACAUGCGGGGACAGACUCGGACUGGUGGGAACAUCCGCGCGGCCCCGAAGAGUUAGGCCCGUUGGACGACCCGGUUAAUGACCCACCGCUUGAUGACCCAGACGACGAUGACGACUCUAAACCGAAUGUUCUGUUGGGACGGAUCACGGUAUUUGACAGCCCUCUGACGUUUGAGGGUUCCCUCUUCCACCAGGGGACCUCAUCCUCAACUGGCGAAAUGCAGCUCGAAUAUCCCGGUAACGCGACAUCCGGUGGCUCGAAGCGGUGGGAGCGAAUCUACCAAAACGAGUUUGAUCUCAUUGUCAAGGGUGUUGUUAAGUACACCCUGCCAAUGAGUGCUCGCGUCCGCAGUGCCACCGUGUCAGGGAGAAAGACGGUCAAGCCGAAUUCAGCCAACGAUCCGAACCUCAAGCCGAACAGCACAACACUGGAUUCAUAUCACUAG